Molecule: messenger RNA, 683 nt
Organism: Linum tenue
Lineage: Eukaryota; Viridiplantae; Streptophyta; Magnoliopsida; Malpighiales; Linaceae
Source: the annotation of a GenBank genome assembly
UGAACCAGAAACGGAUAAGAACUGAAUUACAAAGAAACAAGGCAUGAGACUUAUCCAGUCCAAUUUCUGUAGAAAAUCUGGUGAUGUUAGGCCUCCUCUUGCUUCACCUAGUCUCCAUUUCUCCUUGUUUGGGAGUUCUGAAUUGGCUAGCAAGCAGUUGAACCAUCUCGGAAGCGUGAAACCACAAAACUGGGGUUGUCAACUAAGUUCACUUUCUUCCAAUUUGAGGAAAGGUGCACCAACUGCUUCACUGAAACUCGAUGUUCAAACUGGCCGAAACUCGGGUAGUCAACUGAAGCCACGUUUUUCUGAGAUGAGAAAAGGUGCACCACCUCCUUUACUAGUUGGUAUGAAGAAUGUUCAAAGUACAGCUACCAACAGUUUUUGCAAGGAUCAUGGAGUACAAGAGAUUAGCGUGCUAAAUGAUUAUCCAAUACUUGCUGAUAAAGUGGUAGAUAAAGGGGAACCUGUCAUUCUUAGAAGUGUAAGCAACAUGAAGGAUCCUGAUAAUACUAGAAAGGGCAGCUCUGUUGAUAAGAUAACCAAGUUGAACAUCUCGAGAAGUAUGAAGUCCUCCUUACCGGCUACGAGAUCAAUUCCGAGUUCAAAGGAUCAUACCUGUUACCACACUUAACUCUGAGAAGCAGACCCUGCCUAAUCUGUCCAGCUUCAAAAUUUCAAGG